UCGGCCGUGCCGUUUCGUCUUCAGGGGGCAAUCAGCUCGUUGGUUGAUUCUCGAAAAUCCAAAGGAGUCAUUGCUUUUGUUAAGUAUUCAGAGGUGAGGGAAUCUGUAUUUAUCUUCAAUGAAAUCUGGAGUGGCGUUGUCACCUUUUUUGGAAGUGCAAAUAUUGAAGAAAAGGGCAUUCUUGAGAGGGAUUUGAAGAAAAGUAAAGUGGAGAACGGCAAAUUGGAUUGCCAAGCUGAUUACCUUGAGGGAAGUCUGGCAGUGUGCAGGUACCGAGCCACGGAUCCACGGUCACUGCACCGGGAUGAAUAUGCUCUGUAGGGUUUUCUUUAUUUUAACAGCGUAGCUUUUUUUUGCUUUUUUUAUUAUUUAAAAUUAUGGGUCAAGAAUACAGCAGCCCAGAUAAGGAAGUGACUCUCCAACAGAUCCAGGAACUUUACCGUAAAUUUGCGAGCGAAUGUCCAAGUGGAAAUCUGCACUUACACGAAUUCAAGAGAUUCUUUGGAAUCAACAGCAACUCCACAGAAGAAGAAUGUGCAUAUAUGGAACAUUUGUUUCGAUCCUUUGACACAAAUGAGGAUGGGAAAAUCGACUUCAUGGAGUACGUGGCGGGGCUGCACCUCGUCCUGCGUGGAAGACUCGAGGACAAACUGAAGUGGUCUUUUAAGGUUUAUGACCGAGAUGGCAAUGGCUGUUUGGACCGACGGGAAGUGAAACAAAUUGUCAGAAUCAUCAACAAGAUAAAGAAGCACAACGAUCCUGACGCAGGGAACAUCGAAGAUAUUUGUGACAGAAUAUUUGAACUGGUGGACAAAAAUAACGACAGGCGAAUUUCUUUGGAGGAAUUUAUCGAAGGGGCAGAAAAGGACCCGUGGGUGAUGGAACAGCUCCAACUGGACGUCGGGCCCUUUGAUUGGUUCCGUGAACGUCGGGAGAAGAAAACUUGACUUCAUGAUGUCCAGCGUGUGCUUUUAUGACAAAUGAUUGGACGCUAAGGGACAGUAUCAAUCAUCUGUGUUCAGUCCGUCGGAGAAACGCUGAUACAGGACCGGGUGUGUGAUCAUCCAAGGAUAUAAUCUGCAACGGGCUUUUUUAUCCAAGAGUCUGAGAUUCAGGGUUAUCUCAGAAAGCCUCUCCCGUCUCAUGUUUUUUGAUUUUUUUUUGCACUCACAAGUAGUACAUUACAACUUUUGUUUAACCUCUCCAACCCGAGGUUUGCCUAUCGGCCGAACCCCCCUUUCCAGCACCUUGGAGUAGACUUUACCAGUGAGGUUGAGAAGUCUGAUACCCCUGUUAUUGGCACCCACCCUCUGGUCCCCCUUUUUGAAGAGAGGAACCACCAGCCCGGUCUGCCACUCCUUGGGCACCGUCCCAGACCUCCACGCAAUGUUGAAGAGGCGUGUCAACCGAGACAGCCCCCCCACACCUCGCUGCCCGAUGCCAGGCGAGUGCAGACAUGAGUCGCGCAUGCGUCACUUUGUGACAAGUAGCAUGCAAGAUGCUAACGAGAGACUUGUGUAACGUCAACACAGUAAAGAUGGACCUACUGAACCAAGUUGGUUCACUGCUAGCUUAGCUACAAGUUAGCAUCAGACACAACAAAGGCUGUCAGUUGAAUGGUGUUUUGAGCUAACGUUAGCAAUCAAAAAAACGUCAAUAGCUAAAACAUUUUUGAAAUGAUUUCCAUCUUCUGUCAUUGUUUGAAAUGAGAAAAGUUGAUAAUUUCAUGGAUUUCACAAAUUUCAAUAUGACAGUUAUGCCGUAAACCAUCAAUAAUCUUAAAACCUGUUUCCCAGCCCUUGUGUCACUUGUCCCUUGUUAACCAAUUCAGUUUGUAUUUAUUUAACCCUUUUU
Molecule: messenger RNA, 1854 nt
Organism: Etheostoma spectabile (orangethroat darter)
Lineage: Eukaryota; Metazoa; Chordata; Actinopteri; Perciformes; Percidae
Product: guanylyl cyclase-activating protein 2
Exons: 4
Coding region: 378-947 (189 amino acids)
Biological process (GO): visual perception
Cellular component (GO): cone photoreceptor outer segment; photoreceptor inner segment
Molecular function (GO): calcium ion binding; calcium sensitive guanylate cyclase activator activity
Source: RefSeq, a predicted model, not a curated record